This is a messenger RNA of Paramuricea clavata, 13055 nucleotides long. The record is from the annotation of a GenBank genome assembly. NCBI's taxonomy places the organism in Eukaryota, Metazoa, Cnidaria, Anthozoa, Malacalcyonacea, Plexauridae.
GCAGACCAUACAGAGUCGCGGGGGUGGGUAGCAAGAGGGAUGGACGGCUGCACUAGCCUGCCCCGAGAACAGUUGCUAGGACGAAGAUGUUCCGGGUAGAUUGAGGGACAACCUUCCUGGAGGUGCACCGACGAAUGGGUCUUGCUGAAUGGACUGAGGAGUCUGUGCGAGGUGGUGUGAACCAAGGGGGGCGGCCAGGGAUGCCGAAGGAUAACCAUAGCCGACCACGCUCUGCGAAGGGCCCGGGAAAGACACACUCGGAAAUCCAACAUGGCGGCCAUCUGAAGUCGGGAAUGUAGAAGGAGCAGAUAAAUUCGAACCCAAACGAGACAGGAGCGGCGAAGUCGAUGGUAAACUAACAUUCCACGACAACAUAGUAUUUGGCAAUGAUCUUGUAGACAAAACUGCUGUGCCAUAAGAUGGAAAAGCUGGAGCUAAAAUACUGUUAUUUCCAGCGAUCGAGAUUUCCAGCGAACGAUUGUGAUAUACGUCUGGCAAAGGCGAUGAGGAAACAAACACCAUUGAGUCAACAUUUGAAAUAGUUGAUCCAGAUUCAAGAGGAAUUAAACGAGGCAUCAGUGAUGCUCGAAGUGUUUUGAACGACUAAAUGUCACAACUGAGAAUGAGCUACUGGCGUAAACAUUUGCCAAGCUGUCCCUGGGGCCCCCUAUUCUGAUAACAAGUACAACAACUCAGCUCGUUCUUAAUAUAAUUUAUUUCAUAAAUCCAAUUAACAUGUUUUUAAACGAGAACAAUGGGCCAUCAAAACGUGUUUUUAAAUUCAAAACGAAAUUCAAAUGUUGCUAUCAGCCCAGCGUUCUCUUAGCCUGCGAUUCAUCUAGUCAACAUUUUUCGCACGUUUUAAUGAUUGUUUACUGUUUAGUGCCAUCUCGUUUCGAUUUUACUUUAUAGUUUAAAGCCAGCAUUAAACGUUUUCGUUAUGAAUGAAAAUAUGUUCCAAUUUCGGGUACAAGGACAGAAAAGGCCGAAUAUUAUCGAGAUUGAAAUGGUGUUGAUAACUAAAUCAAAAUACUCGGAAUGUUCCAGUGUGCUUCUAUUGACCGGGCGGGAGUCUGCUUACGAUUAUCGAUUGGAGAAUUGUCUAGACUACAACAAUAAGGAAUAUAUACCACUACUUGACAGAUUCCUACUGAGUGGUGUAACAGUUAAUGAUACUGUUUACCUUAGACGGGAUGACUGUAGCAAAGAAGAUUAGAAUCAGGGUACGAUUUCAUACUUACUGCCAACAGCUGAUGCACAUGCACACUGCCAGUGGUCCAGUGAUUAUCCAUGGCCCAGAUUUGAUAAAUGGUUACCAAUAUGAUGAUUUCUUUCUGGGUGUCAUUACUAAUGUGCACAAUAAGCAGGGAACAAUGUAUACAUGGUUCCAUAACGGGAAUCCCAUUCACUUUGGAGAGUUCUUGUCAACGUUAAGAGUUGAUGAACCAGGAAUAUAUUAUUGUAAACUCAGUUACAAUGGAAUUGAACUUGUAUCUUCUUCUGUGAAUAUUGUGACCAAUACAUCAAACCAAAAUAAAGAAACGUCCCAUAAUCAUUCUAAAGAGUUCAGCCAUUCCAUAGCAAUGGGAGAGUCCAGCACAAAACUUGAAAGUGAUAAAAAUAUCCUGCCUCCAUUUCUAUUACCUCUCUAGUGAAAAGUGGCAAACUGGAUAUACCUCAAAAGAUAGUGACACACCAUUGUUUUAUGUAAAUUUGAAAUAAUUCAUAUUUGAUUAUAAUUAAAUGCUCUUGAACAGCCAAGGUUAUUUUGUGAACAUAUCUAUUGUAAUCAUAUUUUACAUUGUGUUAUAUAGUUAGAGUAUUAAUGUUUUAAUAAGGUGAUAGAUGGUUUUGGUCUUUAAAUUAAUGGUUGAUUAAUUUUACAUAUAGUAUGCACGAAGAAGAUCAAUUUUAUUAUUUAUUUGGUGUUAUCUUUUGGUUAUACCAUUAUGGCACUCAGUUGUAACACUGUUACAAGUGUUACACAGUGUUAAACAAUGUUACAUAUUCUUACAUAGUGUUCCAGUGCUACGUAAUGUUACAUAGUGUUACAUGGUGUUACACACACUAACCCUACCCCUAACCUAACCCUACCCCCACCCCGAACCCUACCCCUAAAUAAAGAUAGUGUAACACUUGUAACACUGUUACCCAAGUAUAUACUUAAUAAUACACUCUAAAUCAUGCAUAAUAUGUUUUUGGUUGAUUAUUACAUUGAGCCCAGCGAGAUAAUAUUGGUAUCCAAAACAAACAAGGUGUGCAAUUUACAGGCAAAUGGCUAAACAAAGGUCGGCUUUUUACUUUUGUAUAACAACAGCAUUUACAUUAGUAUUAAAAUAUAUUAUAUGUUCAUAUAGAACUCUUAAGCAGGCCGGAACUACUGGGGGAGGGGAGGGGGUGCGGUAAAUUUGGCUUUGGCAUUUGAAGUUUGGUGUAUAUUUUAUUUUUGACGGAUAUUCUAUCAUGGCCUGCUGACUUGGAUGGAUGUUUUUAUCGUCGAAAGCAAUUUAAAUACUUUUGUUAAUGAGACGUUUUGAAUAUUAAACCGUGCGUUGGAUGAGGUUAAGUAAGACUCUGCCGUCUUGGAACUUUGUGGAAUGUCUUUUGCUAGGUUUGAUGCUACCUCAUUGAAAUGUGCGCUUAAGCUAUUUGCGAUCUCCUCUGGUUUUGUCACAUUUUGAUUGUCAUGUUGGAUUUCGGAUAUUAAAGUUGUUUUUGACUUUUUUCCUGUAAGUUUAUUAAUCGUUUUCCACAUUUCUUUGGGGUUUUUUUUCGCAUCCAUUCCAAGUGUUCCUAAAAUAAGUCGAUUUUGUAUUUUUAAUUAAUCUGUUUAGAUUGUUACGUGUUCGCUUAUAGGCAUCAUGAAACUGUUUCGAUCCUGUUUCAACUGCUUUUUUUUCCCAAAAAUCUCUUUGUUUCAUAACUUCCCUAAUAUUAUUUGUGAUCCAUUUGCAUUUGUAUUACGAAAUGUAUUAUUGACGGUAUCUUGAUUUCAAUCAAACACUUGGUUUUUUAAAAAUUGUUUUAUGUUUCCUGCAAGGGUAGAUGUCCCUCUUUGGUUUAGAUGUAGUCCAUAAUCAUUGAGAUGAAUUUUAGUUAUAUUAUCAUGUUUAAGACCCCAAUUAUGCUCAGUACAUAGUUCAUCUAGUUUCUUAUUAAAAACAUUUACCUUGUCGGCAAGAUUCGCAUUAUCAUUUCUAGUUCUAACUUCCGAGAGUGUAAGUUCAGUUCCAUUUCCUUCUUGAGUAAUUGUUUCUCCCAGUCUGCUUAUCGCCAUUAUUAAUGUAUCUGGUGAUUUAGUUUGAAGGUCGUUCGUACCUACGUGUAAGACAACAUGGUUUGGUUUUUUCUGAAGUGUUGGUCUAACGUAAUGUAUCAUCUUAUCUACACCGGCCCCAGGAAAAGUUUUAAUUGUGACUUUAUGGUCCAAUCCGUGUUGAAUUUUCCUUGGAUUCAAGUGUUUUAACAUGGAGUCACCCAGAAUGGCAACAGUAGGGCGGUUGUGCUUUGUGUUCUUAGGUAUAUUUGCUUCUUUGACUUUCUGUGAAUCUUUUUUAGAGUGUCGGUUUCUUUCGUGCCGUUGGUCUUGUUUUUGGACUUGUGUCGUGGUAAUGUCAUCGCUACGGUUAUCAGAUACAUUAUUGCUGUCUGAUUCACUAUCGUCUACGUCCGAUAUACUUAAAGCAGUAUACUGAUUCUUUUGUUGCACGGAUUCUUUUGCUUCGACAUUUUUUGUACCAACAGGAUUAUGGGCCGAUGUAUUUCGUCCCUCCGUGGUCUUUUUGCGGUUGUUGACAACAUUCCAUGAUGCCUGUUGUUGUUCUUGAUCGUUUUGAAUAAUUUUAAUGACCGUAACUAAACUAUUCUUUUCGUUUUCCAAGUCCUUAACUUUUAAAUUCAGCUCGGACAUAACACACUUAUAGCUGUUGAUUUGCUCUUUAAGUGAAUCGUUUUCUUUUUUUAAUCUGGCAUUGUCUUUCGUGAGAAGUUUAUUAACAGCCAAUGACUGAUCGUUGACAGAAGAUUUAUUCAUGGCUUCGUUCUCUCCUCUUAUCAUUUUCUCAUUAUAUAACUCUAUUUUUGUCUCAUGUAUUUUGCUCUCGAGGUUGUUGAUCUUUUGUCCCAAUCUCUUCUCAAGUUUUUGCACAGUGUCAAGCAAAACUUUGAACUUGUCGUUUCCGUUUGUAUUUGUUAAGCUCUCAUCGCAAUUAGUGAUGCAAACGACUGAAUCGUCUUGGCCGGUUUCGUUUGUGUCGGUAUCGAUGUUGUUUGUCGUUUGAGAAUCAGCUUUAGUUAGGGUGGCAAGAAUUCGAAGUUGAGAUUUCAUAUCUUCGCUCAUGUUUCCGUUUAUAGUAAGUGAAUUAUUAUUUGAAUAUCAUCUAACCACGACCUCGUCCAAGUCCAGCAUUUUACAGUAACCGGUUGACAACCAUUUUGUCUCCUCUGUAAUUUCGUUCAUCAACGUUUUUAGGCUUUCGAAGCUGCCGUGCCAUUUGAAUUUCCCUUUUUCAUUAACUGUGAGGUUGUUCACUUGGCUAUUCACUUCACUUGCGUGAUUAUCAUUAUCAGUUGUAUUUUCGUGUAGAUUUUGUUCAAGUGUGGAACUGUUCAACACACGUCUGUCCGCCAUCAGUAACUGACUGGGAAGAAGACAAACAACUUAGAGCCGAUCUCAGUGAUUACGUUUUGCAAAAGUUGAGUAGAAAAGAGCUUUUGGACUUUGUUUCCCGUGAUUAUCCCCAAUAUGCAUAGAGCUUGGGAACUCUUAGUAGAAGACUGGCAUUUUUCGAUAUUAGGUACACAUGAUAUGACACUGAUGUGUUGACAUUUAUAAAGUAUUCAUCUGUCUAGUCUGUUCGGUUAUGUAUUUCCUCGUGGUGUGAACACUUUAUCAAAAUGUAAUCUUUUAUAUUAUCAAUAUGCGUUUGUACUUAAAGUUAUUCUGAUUAAAGUUAUACAAACAACAGGUUAUGGGCCCAGGAAGGCUCUUUUAUGUGUAAAAAGUACAAAUUUGCAUCAAAAUGGCGAUGUUGUCGGAUUUUCAGAAUGUGCUGAGAAUGACAAAAUUGGACGGGUCGAAUUAUCGAUCUUGGGCAUUUAAUAUGCAUCUUUAUCUGGAGAGUUUUGAUCUAUUUGGUCAUGUAGAUGAAUCGUUGGAACCUCCUGUGGAAGAUGCUACGGAAGCAGUGAAAAAAGCUUACCAAUUGGUGGCGAAGAAAGCGUGGAUACAAAUUUGUUUAGCUGUUGAGCCUGAGCAUCUAAUUCAUGUCAGAGAUACGCGUACCGCAAAGGAAGCCUGGGAUGCCCUGAAAAGCCAAUUCGCAUGCGAGUCCAUCUUACAGAAGGUGAGAUUGAGACAGCAAUAUUACUCUUGUCGAUUCCAAAGUGGGGAGAUAUGUUGGAACAUAUUAAUAAUUUGAGAUCGUUACAUGAUCAGUUAAAGGAAAUGGGGGUAAACAUAGAUGAUAAGGAGAUGGCAAUGACUGUACUUGCAAGCUUACCUGAAGAGUUUAAACCCCUGAUAACUGCACUAGAUGCUGUCGGUGAAGCUGAAUGACAGUGAUCGAUGGAAUGAUGCAAAGAAAUGUGAAGAUGCUUUUUCUAUCCAACGUGGGAAAGGAAAACAAUCUCAAGGUGGGGGAAACCAAGAAAACAAGAAAGAAAAGAAACAAGAGAAAACUUUCAGUGGAACUUGCUAUUUCUGCCAAGAACGAGGACAUUUUGCGAGAGACUGUCCAAAACGAAAGACACAAGAGAAUAGCAAUCAAGCAAAAGGGAAAGGAAAACGAUCUGCUCAUUGUGCAGAAAAUCAGAAAGGUAAUGAUGUAGCAAAUCUGGAAGCUUUAAUUACUUCUGAUGAUAAUAACAAGUCUGGUUGGAUAAUUGACUCAGGUGCAACACAGCACUUGACAUUCGAGAGACACCGGUUAACUGAGUUUGUGAUGUUCGAGCGACCAUGCAAAGCAAACCUCAGUGAUAACCGCAGUAUUUUGGCAUAUGGAAAAGGAACAUAUAAUCUAGUUGCAGAUCUCAAUGAUCAUAACCAGAACAUUGGUCUUCGUGAAGUUCUAUUUAUACCUGAUCUAGGGAAGAACUUGUUAUCUGUUAGAGCGAUGGUGAAAUUGGGUGCAUCAGUUAGUUUUGAAGGGGAUUUGUGUAAAAUCACAAGAAAUUCAAAGUUAUUGGCUAUGGGAGAAAUGUGUGGAAAGCUAUACAUCUUGAAAGCCAUACCUGGUAAAGAGUAUAUCAAUGUUGCAAAGGAAGAAUCAGAUAUGCAUCUUUGGCAUUGUCGGUUUGGGCAUUUGGGAAUUGAUGACGUUUCAAAGUUAGCUAAUAAUAAUAUGGUUAAUGGGAUGAAUGAUGUUGCAGAUAAUGGACUGAGUCCAUGUGAAUCCUGCAUAAUGGGGAAACAACAUCGAACAGCCUACCCAAAGGGGGCACCUUAUCGAGCAACUGAACCAUUCGAAAUUGUGCACAGCGAUGUGUGUGGUCCUAUGCAUGUCAAAUCAUUUGGAGAUUCACAAUAUAUGGUAACUUUUAUCCAUGAUUAUUCAAGAUAUACCUAUGUGUACUUCAUGAAGCGUAAGAGUGAAGUACUAGAGAAGUUCAAGGAGUUUGUUAAUUAUGUGACAAACAGUUCUGGAAAGAAAGUUAAAAUUCUCCGUUCAGAUAAUGGUGGUGAAUAUUGUUCGAGAGCGUUUGUUGAUUAUCUGAAGGAAAACGGAAUUGUCCAUCAAACUAUGGUGCCCUAUAAUCCUGCACAGAAUGGCGUGGCUGAACGGAUGAAUUGGACACUUUUAGAGACUACGCGUUCCAUGAUGUCUCAUUCAAAGAUACCAAGCGAGUUUUGGGCACAGCAUUUGCCCAUAUUCCCGAGCAUAUGGGAAAGAAGCUGGAAGAGAAAUCUCGUAAGUGUGUAUUUGUUGCAUAUCCUGAAGGAACGAAAGGUUACAAGCUGUUUGAUCUGUCUAAGAAAUCAUUUAUCCAAAGCAGAGAUGUGAUAUUUGAUGAGAAGAAGUUUAAUGAGUUUAACAGUAAACACUCAUCUAAACCAAGUUCCGAUUUCUAUUACCCAGCAAGUGUAGCUGAUGAGAAAGAUGCUGAUGAUCAAGUUGCUGACGAACAUGUAAUUCCUGUACCUGUUCGUGAAAACCGUAACCAACCAGUGGGAGAAACCUAUGAAGAUACCGAAGAGAAAGAAGACCUCCAGUCAGAUUUGGUGAAGAGCUGUAUGCCGCUGAUGACCUUACUGCAGACAUAAAUGAACCAAGAAACAUUUCUGAAGCGUGGGAAAAUGAGUAUUGUGUCCAAUGGAAGGAAGCAACUGAUGUGGGGUAUAAUUCAUUGAUCGAGAAUGAUACAUGGGAACUUGUUCCGUUACCAGAAGGAAAGAAUAUCGUUGAUAGUCGUUGGGUUUUUAAAGUUAAGCAAGAUGCGAAUGGAUCUGUACAACGGUAUAAAGCACGACUUGUAGCACAAGGAUAUUCGCAAGCCAAAAGUGUUGAUUACCAAGAAGUAUUCACUCCAGUUUUGCGAAACACCUUCAUUAGAUCUUUAUUGGCACUUGCAAACACAUGUGAUUGGGAGAUACACCAGAUGGACGUAAAAACAGCAUUUCUUCAAGGUGACCUUGAAGAGGAUAUUUACAUGAAACAGCCAGAGGGUUAUGUAAAUAAAGACAAUCCAAAUCUUGUUUGCAAAUUAAAGAGAAGUCUGUAUGGUUUGAAGCAAGCUGCCCGGUGCUGGAACUCAGCAAUCGAUAGUUUUUUGAAGUCAGAUGGUUAUAAACAAGUUGGUGCUGAUCCUUGUUUGUACAUUAAGUCUAUAAAGUCUAUAAAGCAACCAAAUGGCAAGAUCAACUUUGUGAUUUUAUCCAUCCAUGUUGAUGAUAUCUUGUUGUUUUCCAACAAUGUUGAUAUGUUGAAUGAAGAGAAGCUAUCACUUGGUACAUGAUUCAAGAUUUAGUUGAAGUCAACUAUGUUCUUGGUAUGUUGGUGAAACGCGAUCGGAAAUUGAGAACACUCAUAAUCAGUCAACCAAUAUGCCUAGAAGGAAUCCUGAAAAGAUUAAACAUGGAACAUUGAAAAAAUGGUUCUACAGCCAUGGAACAAGGCAGGCAAUUUCACGAGUUACCAGAAAACGAGAGUGCUGUUGAUGUUCAAGAAUAUCAAAAGAUUAUCGGAUGUUUGACGUAUGUGAAGACUGCUACAAGACCUGAUCUUGCAUCCGCAGUUAGUAUUCUGUCAAAAUAAUAUGUCUAAACCUAGCAAGGAACACUGGCAAGGUGUUAAGAGAGUUCUAAGAUAUAUCAAAGGAACAAUCAAUUAUGGUCUUAUCUUCAAAGCUGAAGAUAACAAAGGAAUUUUAGCUGGUUACUCAGAUGCAGAUUGGGCUGGUGACAUUGAUACAAGGAGAUCGACAUCCGGUUAUGUUAUCCAAAUUUGUGGAAGUACUGUCAGCUGGUGCAGCAAGAGACAAUCAUCUGUGUCAAAAUCUCUGUGUCAAAAUCGUCGACCGAAGCCGAAUAUAUAGCACUAAGUGUGGCAAGUCAAGAAGCUGUGUGGCUAAGUAGAUAAUUGAAAAAUGUUGGAGUGAAGCAAGUCAAACCAAUUCUUAUAUACGAAGAUAACCAAGGAGCCAUCGAGUUAUCAAGAAAUCCCAAAUUUCAUAAUCGUACCAAACACAUUGAUAUAGCAUACCACUUCAUUCAAGAAAAAGCGAAGGACAAAGGUAUGUAUGUUAAAUACUGUGAGACAGAACAAAUGCUAGCAGAUAUAAUGACUAAACCAUUGUCAAAAGUAUUGUUUGAAAAAUUCAUAGACAUGUUAGGUGUUGAAGAAGUACAUUGACAAUUUUGUGACAUUAUAGUAUAUCAUUAAGUGGGAGUGUUGACAUUUAUAGUUUAAUGAUAACGAGACACUAUAAUGUAGUUUACAUAAAGUAUUCGUCUGUCUAGUCUGUUCGGUUAUGUAUUUCCUCGUGGUGUGAACACUUUAUCAAAAUGUAAUCUUUUAUAUUAUCAAUAUGCGUUUGUACUUAAAGUUAUUCUGAUUAAAGUUAUACAAAACAACCUGAUGUCGAUGUCGUGACUGAUGCUGUUCGCAAAGAAUUAGAGGGUCCUGGACAGUUGUUAGGAUACUGUGCAGUUCAUAAAAAACUUGGAGAACAGCAUAACCUAGCUGUACCGCAUAAUCUGGUUUAUGAUGUUAUGGGUGUCAUAGAUGCAGAAGGGCUUGAAAGGCAUGGCAAUAUUGGAAAGAAAAAACGAAGAAGGGGAGCAACUGGCACCUUCACGUCACUGGUAAGAAAUUUCUAUUCAAUGCUACAAAAAAUAGAAUUGUAAAAAAGAUGGAGUUCUGCUUUGGUGCUUGGUAGAUAAAUAGGUUAUUAUAUAGUUAAUAGGUUAUUAGACACAUUUCUAUUAACCUAAUAUAUUAAAUAACCUAUUCACCUACCCAGCACAUACCAAAGCAGAACUCCAUAGACAUUACCAAUGUGGCAUUGCAGAUGAAAAUAGGUAAAAGGGCCAUAACAAAAAAUAUAGUUCAAAACAAUGAGAGCAGUGACAUACAAAGUGAUGACAUUGAAUAUGCCUUAAGUUAAAGAAGAAACGUUAGCUUUCCAUAAAAUGUUUUAAACUAUAUUUUUGCUAUGGCUCUUUUACAUAUAUUCAGAUGGCAUUAAUAUUUAUUUUAAGUGGCAUUUAACAGUAAGUACAUACUUGAAAACACCCCCCAAAUAAAUAUUUUAUAUGGAAUAUUAUAACGAAAUUUUAAAAAACAUCUUUAUUAAAAAUAGGGACCUAAUCAUAUGCAUUCUUGUGAUGAACAUGAUAAGCUAAUGGGUUUUAUGAAAGACACCUUUCCCUUGGCAGUUUAUGGUAUGCUAGAUGUAUUUAGUGGCUACAUCCUAUAUUUGAAAUUGUGGAAUUCAAAUUCUAACCCCAAGCUUGUUGGACGAUGGUAUUUGGAGCAUCUUUAUAAUACAAGAGGUAAUUUAAUUAAUAUACAAAUAAUAUACUUUAUGCAAUUCGUUUGUCCCUGGCCUGGUAAAAAUUUUCACUAAAAUUAAUCAUUCUCUCUCUCUACUUAUGUAUAAAAGGUUUUAUGAAUGAAGCAAUAUUUUGUACACCCUCCCUUAUAGAGCUAGUUAUAGUGGUCAUUGUUUCAUAAGAAUUGCAUGCCCUCCCUGUAUAAAAACUUUAAUAUAUAUUUUACUUUUACAUUCCCCCGAGCUGACGGCGCGGCGCCAUGCGAGGGUACUUAAUUCCCCCGGCUAUUUACACCUGGGGAAACGAAAGCAUUAGUGAAGUCUAAAGUUCAUCAAACAUCGCGGGCGUCGGUCACUGUGCGUGGGUGGUCAUCCUCACAGAUCUCAAGAAUAUGGUGGACUGUCAUGAAUAGCGAACACUGUGAUUGGUCCAAUUUAAAGUUUGCAUUAUAAUGACUAAACCUAAACGACAACAGCGAAAUAGCAAACAUUUCUUGAUUUGAUGAUUGAUGAAUUUCUUGCAAAUAUAUUUCAUUAUUGCUCGCAUUUGUGCAGGAUUCUGUGAAAUUUCAAGAAACAAAGGGCGAAAGAAUCUGCUAAAAGAAGGGAGCCAACGUUAACGAAGGUAAGUUUGUUUUAAAUAUUAAUUUUUGCUUUAAAACCCGACGGCCUUUGCGUAUAUGAAACAACUAAACAAGACCACAUAUAAUUUCAUUGUAUCUUUAAUAUUGAUUCCCUUUUUUAGUGCAGAUUUUCUUUGAAAUUGUGCACUAUUGUGAUGACUGGGAAAAUUCACAUCAGUCAGUCAAUUAGUCAUAGUGCUAACUUUCCGGGGGGUGUACUAUGUGUAUACGAUUUGUUUGUAGUGAUUUAUUGUGCUUUGAAGGUUAUUUUGGCAAUUUCAGUUGUUUUAUUUAAAUAUUCUUUUGUCCUUUUGCCAAGUUCACAAACAUUUCGAGGAAUCGUUGUCAUUGUAAAUUUUUGUAAAUUUUAUAACAUUCUCUUCUCAUGUUCUGUGAAGGAUCUUUCCCCUGGAAAGCCUAUGGCCAAACCUGUGAACAUUGCGGCCGCCUUAAGCACUUCAAGAAUGUUUGUCGCAGCAAGGAUAAACCCAAACGACGAGCACCCUCUCAUGCUGGCGAAGGUGCAGUAUUUGAUACCUUAUGCUCAACAACCGGCAACAGCCAACCCCUUCGCAACCAGGUUUUGCUCGAUCACCACCUAUACGACAACCUCAACAAUCGCUGGACCAAACAACCCUCUCAACUUCAACCAUUCAUCAAGCUUACAGCUACAGUCCACCCCGAUGACUACCAAGCUUUAGGAUUCCAACCCGUAACUCGACAAAUCAAAACCAGAACCCUCUCCGCGAUGGCAGACACUGGCUGCCAAAGUUGUUUAGCUAGUAUGAACGUUGUUCGCCGCCUCGGCCUGCGUGAAGAUGACCUGAUACCAGUUACCAUGCGCAUGCACGCAGCAAACAACAACGGUAUCAAAAUAAUCGGUGCAGUGAUCCUGCGAUUCUCGGGACAAUCUACCUCUGGACAGUCCCUACAAACCCGCCAAAUUGUCUAUGUCACACAUGACUCUGACAAGUUAUUCCUUAGCCGAGAAGCCUGUACAAGUUAUUCCCUGCCCUGGGCUUAAUCUCUUCCACAUUUCCCACCUUUGGCGAAAGUCCCUGCCCACCCACGGACCCCGAGACAGCCUCUGCAACAGAACUUCACCCACCAACGCAACCCAAACCCCCCAACGAACCACCCAUUCCAUCCUGUGGUUGCCCGCAUCGCAGAACACCACCACCUAAACCAACACAACUCCCAUUCCCAGCCACGGAAGACAACUGAAAAUGCCUACAACAAUGGCUACUUGAUUACUACGAGUCAAGCUCAUUCAACACCUGUGAGCACCAACCGCUACCCCUAACGGAAAGCAUCCCCAUGCGACUCAUGGUUGACCCAAAUGCAACACCUGUUGCCCACCACAACCCUGUCCCUAUCCCACUUCACUGGCAAGCAGAGGUGAAAGCUGGCUUGGACCAUGAUGUUGCCUUGGGUGUUAUCGAACCCGUAGGAUGGUCGUGUGUGCAAAGAAAACUGGGAAACCUCACCGCACGAUCGACUUUCAAGCCCUCAACGCUCAUGCAACCAGGGAGACCCACCACACUCAGAGCCCCUUCCACCAGGCCCGCUCCAUCCCAAGUGAUACCAAGAAGACAGUCUUUGACUGUUGGAAUGGCUAUCACAGUAUCCCACUACACAAAGACGACCAUCACCUCACAACCUUUAUCACACCAUGGGGCCGAUAUAGGUACAAAACUGCUCCGCAAGGCUAUAUAGCCUCUGGUGACGGUUAUUCACAAAGGUUUGACGAACUAGUCGCCCAUGUGCCAAACAAAACCAAGUGUGUCGACGACACUUUUCUUCCAGGCAGUCGAUUGGUUGGACCUAUGUGGCCACCAUGGCAUCAUACUGAACCCGGAAAAGUUCGUCUUUGGAGCUGACACCGUGGAAUUUGCUGGAUUCGAAAUUACCCCUGACAGCGUGCGUCCUUGCAAGAAAUUCCUAAAUGCAAUCCUCAACUUCCCGAAACCUACCAACAUAACCGACAUCCGAUCUUGGUUCGGUCUAAUCAACCAAGUCUCUUAUGCCUUCUCCUCCACAGAACGAAUGCUCCCAUUCCGCGAGUUACUUAAGCCUGGCUCGACAUUCCAUUGGACUCCUGAGCUAAACACCUUAUUCGAGGAAUCCAAAUCAGUGAUCGUCAGCGAAAUCGAGAGAGGUGUACAGAUCUUUGACAAAUCAGAACGAACAUGCUUGGCAACAGAUUGGUCAAAAAAUGGCAUUGGAUUUUGGUUAUUCCAAAAACAUUGUACCUGUGAUUCCACUGACACGUUCUGCUGCCCAACCGGGUGGAAAGUCACACUAGUCGGCAGUCGUUUCACCCAUGCCGCAGAAUCGCGAUAUGCGCCAAUAGAAGGAGAAGCUCUGGCCGUAGCUGAUGCUCUCGACAAGGCCAGAUUCUUUGUCAAGACAGGCUGUACCGACCUAAACAAUCGCUGUUGA